Molecule: messenger RNA, 3651 nt
Organism: Phoenix dactylifera (date palm)
Lineage: Eukaryota; Viridiplantae; Streptophyta; Magnoliopsida; Arecales; Arecaceae
Source: RefSeq, a predicted model, not a curated record
ACAAAGAAACCCUAGACCGCGUCCUCUUCUAAGCAUCCCGAGCGCAGCCUCCGCUCCUUCUCCCCGCCCCUCAACCCCGCCAACGCCGCCGGCCUCCGCCGCCUCUCCACCCGUGCCGCCACCACUUCCUCCACCUCUGCCGCCUCUCCACCCUCGCCGCUACCACCCCCUCUACCUCGGCCGUCCGCAACCGCUUCCUCUCCUUCUCCCUGCUCGUCGAGGCCGUCAUCUUCCACCUCAAGGCCUCCGCUGUCCCCGUCCAUCCGGGCCUCUCCCGCGACGACUCCCGCCUCCUCUACCUGGCCUCCCUCGCCACCGCCCGCCGCUCCUUCAUCCCCAUCGCGUGGCUCACCUGCGCCGGUUGCUCUGGCUGCCCCUCCUCCUCCUCCGCCCCGCCUUUUGAUACCUCUCGCUCCACUACCUACCGCUCCGUCCCGGGCGCCGCUCCGCCGUGCUCGCAGGUCCCGACCCCACCUACCCUGCCGGAACUGCCACCUGCGGCUUCAACCUCACCUACGGCUCCUCCUCCUUCCUCGCCGGACUCGCCCGGUGCUCCCUCUUCCUCGCUUCCGACGUCGUCCCCGGCUACACGUUCGACUGCCUCCAGGAGGCCGCCGGCCCUUCCGUACCCGCGCAGGCCGGGUCUCCGGUUAAUUAGUUUUAAAGCUAAGGUGGAAGGCCUUGUCCACGUGGCGGGAUGCUGUAGGCUCGGUGUACAGCUGAGCUGACGGAUCUAGCGAAGAAUUUCUCCCUACGCGUCCGUGCCAUAGGUUAAUCUCUGUAUCAGUGUAUAUCUCCCGCGGAACACCGGAGACCUCUCCCACGGCUCCGAUGGCCUCCCGAACGACGACGUCCCCGGCUCCCAUGUCGGAGGGGAAGAAGCGCGCGCUUGCGGCACUGGAUCGAAGGUUUGGCAUCGAAGCCGAGCUUGUCCAAGAACGAGAACAGCGGUACGAGAGUAAGAAGAGGAAGCGAGCCCCCGAGGGAGAAAGGGAAUCCGAGCAGCGGAAAGGAAAAGACAAUGCCUCCCUCGCCUCCGCCGCGGCCCCAGAUCCCUCAUCCUCCAAGCAAGGGAAUCUCGUCACUGGUCGAACUCCUCGGCGGGAGACUGAUGAAGAAGUACACCCUGUGUACUCGGAGCUUUCUGAGAUGGUUCACGAGAGUUUGCUACAAGGUGUUUCCAAGACUACGAGUGGAGGGGACACUUUCAAUAAAGUUGUCAAUGAUAUUAUUCGGAAAGGUGACGAGGGCAGUAAGUAUGCAAAAGGAAUCAGAAGCCUAAAAUUUGACAAUUGGAUUCUUCUUGAUAACCUUGUGUCAAAGAGUAAUGAAAGAGUGGAAGCGCGGGCAAAAGCUUUACAGAGCCACUCGAAACGGUCAAGGAAGCACAUGUCCAUGAGGCAACAUAGAAAGUGUGGAACAUUCGAUCUGCCCAAGGAGUUCCAUAACUUCGAUCUCUUCAAACCAAUGCAUGAAAUGUGGAAAUACUAUAUCAUCGAGCUUCUAAAAGAAACAGGGAAAAAGCAGUUAGCUGAGUGCUUUCUCAUGGCAGACUUACAUGGUGCAUUUUUUCUAGUUGUUGAAUGUAAAACAACUGCCUUCAAGGGUGUACAUGGUAUCAUGAUUCGUGAGACUGCAGAGACCUUUGGGAUAAUUACACAAGAUAAUAAAUUUCGAGGGUAAAACACUUGCUUCUGAAAGUUUUUGGAGCCUGGCUUCUGCGCAGGCUUCCCUAGUGCCUCUUGACUCAAAAUUUUUGAAGUGACUAUGAUAGCCAGGUUCAUUCCACAUCCUGAUGAUGAAGUGACUGUCAUAAUUAUGAGAAUGUGAAGUAUGGCAUCUGUCAGAUGAUAUUUCAAUAACGGUGGACCAGGUCAUUUCUUUCUGGUUAAGAAACUUAUAUAUGAUUUGAAUUCGUCCUAUGAAUAUACCCCUCUCCAGUCUCAAAACAGGAAUCAGAGUUGUGUACUAGGGCUGACGGGAUGUCCUCUUGGGUGGUGAAUGCUAUUAACAAUAUUGUUGGGUCAGAUACAUGAAACUUCUGGUUCAGUGAUUUAUUCAUGCAGUAAAGCUAAUAUCAUGAUGCUCUGGAGCAUGUUGAAACCUCACCAUGUUUUGCUGAACUUAUUUAUUCAACAAGUCUUGUCGUUUAAAGCUGACUCGACUUUGAUCUUUCCAUGGUUGAGCAGAUUUUGUUAGUAUUCAAAUACCUUUUGCCCAUUACCCUACUACUAUUCUCUUCUAACAGCAUCUGACUAAAUAAACAAAUGAUCUUGAAAUGGUGAUCUACCCCUUUAUUUGGCAAUCAUGAUUGAAGAUAUUUCUUUAGCUUUUGCAACCAAAAUGGAUACAUGUUAUAUAUUGGAAGUGAAAAUAAUUUUUUCAAUAGCUGUGUGCAGUACAGUUCCUUACUAUUCUACUGCCUAUUUCUUUCAGUUAGAGAUGGGUAAAACCUAGAGUGUUAGGUUUAUGUGGUUUUAAGCAUUGUACUAAAUGAAUUUACUAUUGUAUGUUCAGUAUUUUUUUCAUUUUAUGAGUAGAAGUGUAUGCGCACACAUCUAGAAGUGGCUAUGUAAUCCAUUAAGUAAGACCCAAAUUUUAUAUUUCCAUAUAAUAACUCAAAACCAUUCUAAAGUCACGAUAUGAGACAUAGGAAUGAAAUUUAAUGAUAGGCUUCCCUACGAUUCACCAAUUAUAAAUUCAAAUUUCUUCUUUUCAUAGUAUCAACAAAUAGAUAGUAGGUUCCUUUGUGAUUCAUUAAUUGUAUUAAGAUCCAAAUUCUGUAUUUCCAUAUAGUGACCCCAGAAUGCCUCGUUGAUUACUAUAUGAAACAUGAAAAACGAAUUUUGAUGACUUGUACCUCUAUAGUUCCUUGAUUAUAAUAGGGUUUUAUAAACACAAAAUUUCAUUUUAUGUUCAAUGAAUAACAGAGGAACCUACAAGAGAUCUAUUAUGUGGUCAUGGUACAGAACAUGGGAAAUGAAAUUUCAUGUAGGUUUCUCUAUUAUUCAUUGAUUAUAUUAAGUCCCAAAUUUGUGUUUCCAUAUGGUGAUCACUUAACUAUUUUGUGGUCACUACAUCAAAAAUGGAAGUUGAAAUUUGAUAUCAGGUGCCUAUGUAGUUCUUUCAUUAUAAUAAAGCCAAAUUUCGUGUUUCUAUAUAGUGAAAUACCAUUCCUUCUAUAUGGGAAAUGAAAUACCAUAACAGGUCCCUCUAUGAUUUAUAUAUUCAAGUCUAUGAAACAGAGCAGGAAUAAUUGAUAAUUCCUUCUACAGGUGCAAGUAACGCGAACAACAUUAUUUUUCUAACAUCACGUGGGGCAUGGCAGGGUCCUUAUCUAGUUUGUCUAGAAUUUUGGGAUAAUAUUUCAUACUAAAGCAUAUAUGUUGAUUAUUUUACCUUAUCCUUUUCUGUUGACAUGUCAUGUUGUUACUCUAUGCCAUACUUGCUAUGUUACUAUAUAUUGAUAUCUCGAUGUUGCCUGCUGGCUUUUGACAUAGUAGUUACAGAAUAUAUUUGUGCAUAUCCAAAAACUAUAUCUUAAAUACUUUAGGUCAGAUGAAGAGGUCUCUGAUGAAUUGUUCUUUUCAUAUGUAUAUGUUUGAUAUCAUUGAGCAAUUAGGCAUUAUUGCAUCAUCUCUCUUGGACCAA